CGCGGCCAGACGCCCCCUGACGCAUCCUGACGCGCUCGGACGCGCUGAGACGCGCCGAGACGCGAGUUUCCCGUCGUUACAGUGCAGAUGCAGCCGCUGACGUCCUUUCUGCGGCGGCAGGUGGAGCAAGGGGCACUGCGCACGCCCCUGUUGCCCAGCGGCGAGCAGGCGCCACCUGCUGCCCACCACGCUGACGACACGACCCUCACGGCGCGCGACCCGGCGGUGGACGGGCCGGUCCUGAUGGCGGCAGUACAGCUGUUCUGCCGCGCGUCCAACACCCGUGUCCAUCCGGACAAGAGCAAGGCCAUGGGCCUUGGCAGGUUUGCGCACCUGACGGGCCCUUGCCCACACACGGGGGUGCCGUUUACCACUGGCGCCGUGACGCACCUGGGUGUGCCCCUGUCGUGGGACUCAGAUGCGGCUGCAGCUGACUUGUACACCCGGCGGGCUCGCGGCAUGGCGUUUGUGGCGCGUCUGUGGGCUGCCCUGUCUCUGACUCUCGUUGGCCGUGUGCACAUUGCAAAGCAGGUGCUGGCGGCAAAGCUGGCCUACCACUUCAGCUUCCUCAACCCGUCGCCUGCGCAGCUGAAGGAACUCACCGACCUGGUGGACCACUUUGCUGCGCCCUCCAUGCACGCUGAGGACGCCAGCCUGGUGUCGCAUGGGAACCCGCUCCUUUUUUUUUUUGAGGAAUCAUCCUUACAAGGUUGAACAGGGGCAGACGCGCUGCCCCCCUGCUGCCUGAAAACAGCCUGGUCCCCGAGACCAGAACCCUGACAGGGCAAGAAGAGAAGAAAAGAGAA
This is a messenger RNA of Chlamydomonas reinhardtii, 806 nucleotides long. RefSeq lists its product as uncharacterized. The record is from RefSeq and is a predicted model, not a curated record. The coding region runs from base 88 to 714 and encodes 208 amino acids. NCBI's taxonomy places the organism in Eukaryota, Viridiplantae, Chlorophyta, Chlorophyceae, Chlamydomonadales, Chlamydomonadaceae. The transcript has a single exon.